Messenger RNA from Fusarium fujikuroi IMI 58289, 606 nucleotides. Its product is annotated as related to GrpB domain protein. The record is from RefSeq and is a predicted model, not a curated record. The coding region runs from base 1 to 606 and encodes 201 amino acids. The transcript has a single exon. NCBI's taxonomy places the organism in Eukaryota, Fungi, Ascomycota, Sordariomycetes, Hypocreales, Nectriaceae.
AUGACCCCAACAAUUGGAGAACUAUUAAAGGAGUACGAUUUUGACCCUUCCCUCAUCGACAGAGUCGCUUUUCGCAAACACAGACAGCCCAUUGCCAUUGUUGAACCCGAUCCCGCAUGGCCAGAGCAUUUCGCCCGCGCCAAAGCGCGCAUUGAAUCCGCCAUCGGCGACACAGCAGUCUCAAUCAACCACGUUGGCUCAACCAGCGUCCCGGGUCUGCCAGCAAAAGCCGUAAUUGACAUUGACCUAACCGUCAAAGACAUCAACGAUGAAGCUUCCUAUGUAGAUGCACUUGAGAACGUUGGCUUCCAUUUUCUUGUCAGGGAGCCGGGAUGGCAUGGACAUCUCUUCUUUUGCGAUUAUGAACCUGUGCCGACAAAUCUGCAUGUUUGGGGACCUGGAUGCCCUGAGGUGGUGAGACACAAGAUCUUUGCGGAUUGGUUGAGGAAGAAUGAGGAUGAUAGGAAGGCCUAUGAGAAUAUCAAGAGGGAGGCUGCGAAGGCAAGUGUUGAGAAUGGGGAGGAUGUCAUGGAGUACAAUAAUAGAAAGCAGAAUGUCAUUCGUGAGAUUCUGCAGAGGGCGUUCAAGGAUCUGGGAUACCUAUAG